Molecule: messenger RNA, 2123 nt
Organism: Erigeron canadensis
Lineage: Eukaryota; Viridiplantae; Streptophyta; Magnoliopsida; Asterales; Asteraceae
Product: NAD-capped RNA hydrolase DXO1
Exons: 13
Coding region: 141-1733 (530 amino acids)
Biological process (GO): NAD-cap decapping; nuclear-transcribed mRNA catabolic process
Cellular component (GO): nucleus; cytosol
Molecular function (GO): mRNA 5'-diphosphatase activity
Source: RefSeq, a predicted model, not a curated record
GCAUCAAAACCCAAGAAGAAAAAAAAAGAAUAGAAAACAUACACAAAACACACACAUAUAAACACACAUAAGCACAAAUCUUUACAAAAAAGUUUUUAUUUUUUGUAAAAAAAAAGAGUAAGAAUCUUGGAAUAAAAUUGAUGGAUUACUCAGAGCAAGAAGACUUAUUUGGUGAUUUAGAAAUAGAAAACGAAAACGAAGAAACAACACAAACCAGCCAACAAUCUUCAUCAUCAUCUUCAUCAGCAGCAUCAUCUUCUUCAUCUGGGUCAUCUGGGUCUUCUUCUAAUCGGAGUAGUAGUGGUGGUGGUAGUGCUAGUGGCAGCUCCGGCGCCGGUUGUGAUGAGGUGGAUGAUGAUGAUGAUGGUGAAGUAAGGUCAAGUUAUUAUAACAACAAUAAUAAUAAUAAUAAUGUUAAUCAAGAAGUUGGUGGUUAUGGAGAUGAUUAUAAUUAUAAUGUUGUUGAAGAAGAUAAAGAUUUAUUUGGGUCUGAUAAUGAAGAGUAUGUUAAUACUCAAGUUUUUAGCCCUUUUCCUGUUCCUGUUUUACCACUACCGCCGCCACGUAGUUCAAACAAUAGCCCGAGCAGAGGAGGAUUCGGGCGUGGACGUUAUCAUAAUGAUAGAGGAGGAGCCGGUAUCCUUCCUCGGCCUGGUCCAGUUCCAAGGGGAAAUUUUAAUUAUGGUUCUAAAUUCUAUGCUCCUCGUAAUGAUGAACGUUUUGUUUCUGAUCUCAAGUUGUCAAAGGGUGAAGAAACAUUAUCAAGGAAGUGCAUAGCAUUUCAAGAGCCUUCUGAGCUUGCUUGCUAUAGUCGUGUGGAAGGUGGAGAAGUAUAUUUUGAUGAUAGUAGUUUGCGGCUUUUCAAGCGACUUAUUACAGAGGACAUUGGGGCUGAUUUGAGCCAAGGUUUUGAUACCUUUAUUGAGAAGAAAGAUUUAGGCGCCCAGGGUUUUGGUGAUCUCCUCUCUUGCAUACGGAACAAAAGAAUUCCCUUAGAGAAUAUGCACUUCGUGACCUACAGAAACAAUCUCAAUAAGAUAAUGGCCACUGCUUAUUUGAGGCACGAGCCUUGGGAAAUGGGGGUGCAUAAAAGGAAAGGUGUUGUGUAUCUUGAUGUACAUAAAUUGCCAGAAAGGCCUAGAGGCGAUCGGGAUCGGCUGAUGUCUUAUUGGGGAUAUUGUUUCGAGACGCUAGCUACUGAAGAUCCAAGAAGAGAUGAUGGAGAAGGGAUACAUGAUGUUGAUGCAAAUGUUGAAUAUUGUGCUGUAAUUAAAACCAAGUUAGGUGCACAUCGUAUUUUAAUGGGGGCUGAAAUGGACUGCUGUGAUUCCACUGAUGAUGGAAAGAGAUUUUAUGUGGAGUUAAAAACAAGUCGUGAGCUGGAUUACCGCACAGAGGAAAGAUUUGAGAAGGAGAAAUUACUUAAGUUUUGGAUUCAGUCUUUUCUUGCUGGCGUCCCAUACAUUGUCAUCGGAUAUAGGGAUGACAAGGGGCGCCUCGUGCGUACAGAGAGAUUAAGAACCAAAGAUAUAACUCACAGGGUCAAAAUGAAAAAUUAUUGGCAGGGUGGAGUUUGCUUAGCGUUUGCUGAUGAAGUUUUGUGUUGGCUUUACGGAACUGUUGAAAAUGACAAAGACUACAUACUGCAAUUUGCCCCACCGUUUACUCGUUUGGAGCUUCUACAUGCACAAUCUUGCCCGCAAGAAAUAACUGAUCAUGUUCAGCAACUGUGAAUUUAACAAUCUUUGCCCAUUUGGCCUUUUUUAUGACCAAAUGUUGAGCUUAGUGCAACUUGCAGUGCAAACGAGUUGCAAGUUACUUUGCAUUGGUUUUGACAAUGAAGACUGAUUUAUCUAAUUAAGGCCGUUGUGGGAACCAUAUGCGACUCUUUUGUUGUAUAUCUUUUGGGGAUAUAAAAAACUAGAGAUCGAAAAAUGCUCCGAAGCCAAAACUGGCUCGUUUGAGUUCUGGGCAAAUCGAUUUUUGGGAGGAUAGAUACGUAUAGGUCAACGACUAAAGGAAAUAGAAGUUUGAAAUGUCUGGUGACAUUUUAGGUACCUGUAAACGAUCUGACUUUGUUUCCUCGAGUUUCUGCUAGUAUUUGAGUUGUCACAUUUGGUUCA